AUGUGGAAAAUGAAUUCUUCAAUAGAACGUAAAGAUCACUCUACUCAAAAUGCAAAUUCCAUUAUCAAUGAGCGUAAGGCUAGUACUCCUUCCACUAGUACUACUAAGGGCUCCAUGAAUGUGCAAAACAAACCAGGGUUUCAGAAGAGAAUGAGUCUACCAACAAUUUCAGUCAAUGAUAAGCCGAUUAGAAAUAGACAGAGUUCAUUACCAGGCUAUAAUCCAUCAACUACUAUUGAUAAGCACCUCCAUGGUCACAUGUCACAGGAUUUAUCAUCAGCAGCGACAGGAAUGUUCUCUGAAUGUAUGUUCCAGCCACCACCAAAGGCUAAGGAUGAAUUACCACCUUCGCCAUCAUCCAUCCAUACCAAACCUGAUUGGAUUGACUUAGAAUAUUCAAAGCGUAAUCCUCCAGCUCAAUCUCCAUCCUGCAAGAUUAAACGCCAUCAAAAUCAAAAUACUCCAAAUUCUGGUUGGCAUAAUACUAAUCCCUCCCAUUACCAUGGUAAAAGGCACCCUGCAAGAUCAUACUCGAGUACCUUUGCCCCAGAUAGGAAAAGGUUAGUCAAUCAAUUUCUAAAAUCUGUAGAGCCAGUUCCAUCAAAUGACUCCACAUCGACAAAAGAACAGACACCAUCUACUUUGACGCCCUCUACUGGUAUAGACCCUGAGAGCAUCUACUUAGGUCAAAAAAGCUCGUUGCAUGCCCUUUUAUAUUUCGAUUUGGAACAAUUACAGCGGUCUAUGGCUAAGCCCCCACAGGUGUCUGUAACAGGUCCUCCCGGAUCAUCCUCCACAUCGUCAGUCUCGUCAUCUUCAGUUUUGCCGGAGGAGAAUUCGUCAUCUUCAUCAAGUUUAUUUGGAGUUUCUGAUGAAUCUUAUAUGCCGCCUGAAUUCGACAUCGAUACGGCUACCUAUGAUCUUAAUAGCGGAAUAUGUCAGAACUAUAAUGAACUAGACUACUGCAGGAAACAUGUAGCAACUCAGUUGCAUAAUUUCGAAAACGUUAUCAAGCAAAGUUUUAAGGAGAUCAUCAUUAAGGAUGAAUUUGAAUUUCAGAAGAGUUUAAAAACAUUUGAUUCACUCGUAGGUGACCUAAGAAAACUAAAGGAGCAAGUAUUACAGAUGUAUGAAUCUAUUAAAAAUAAGAGUCUUGUGUCUUUGAGAAGAGAAUUUGACGAAAAUGAACAAGGUACCUUUAUAUCAAGAACAAAUGCUGCGGUGGAAGCCAACGUACGACAAUUGAGAAGUUUAGAGAAUAGAAUUGAAAUCUCAAAGAGAAAAUUGGUACGACAAAAGGAUACUUUGAAGAAGAUGGAAAGUUUAUUAUCUUUGAAGGACGAUAUGUUAGCGUCUCAAAGAAAUACAAAAUUGGCAUAUCAAUACCGAUAUAUGGUUUUUGAUCUUGGUGUUUUUACGGUUUUAAUCUGCAUCUUUGCUUUGGGUAAACUUUUAUUGUGA
Zygosaccharomyces rouxii is the source of this 1461-nucleotide messenger RNA. RefSeq lists its product as uncharacterized. NCBI's taxonomy places the organism in Eukaryota, Fungi, Ascomycota, Saccharomycetes, Saccharomycetales, Saccharomycetaceae. Gene Ontology annotation, cellular component: endoplasmic reticulum. The coding region runs from base 1 to 1461 and encodes 486 amino acids. The record is from RefSeq and is a predicted model, not a curated record. The transcript has a single exon.